Molecule: messenger RNA, 4288 nt
Organism: Schistosoma spindalis
Lineage: Eukaryota; Metazoa; Platyhelminthes; Trematoda; Strigeidida; Schistosomatidae
Source: the annotation of a GenBank genome assembly
AUGCAGAUUUUCGUGAAGACAUUGACUGGUAAAACGAUCACGUUGGAAGUCGAGCCGAGUGACACUAUUGAGAAUGUGAAGGCUAAAAUCCAAGAUAAAGAAGGAAUUCCACCCGAUCAACAGCGUCUGAUCUUUGCUGGGAAGCAGCUGGAAGAUGGCCGUACAUUGUCUGAUUACAAUAUCCAGAAAGAGUCUACUCUUCACUUGGUGUUGCGUCUUCGUGGUGGUAUGCAGAUUUUCGUGAAGACAUUGACUGGUAAAACGAUCACGUUGGAAGUCGAGCCGAGUGACACUAUUGAGAAUGUGAAGGCUAAAAUUCAAGAUAAAGAAGGAAUUCCACCCGAUCAACAGCGUCUGAUCUUUGCUGGGAAGCAGCUGGAAGAUGGUCGUACAUUGUCUGAUUACAAUAUCCAGAAAGAGUCUACUCUUCACUUGGUGUUGCGUCUUCGUGGUGGUAUGCAGAUUUUCGUGAAGACAUUGACUGGUAAAACGAUCACGUUGGAAGUCGAGCCGAGUGACACUAUUGAGAAUGUGAAGGCUAAAAUUCAAGAUAAAGAAGGAAUUCCACCCGAUCAACAGCGUCUGAUCUUUGCUGGGAAGCAGCUGGAAGAUGGCCGUACAUUGUCUGAUUACAAUAUCCAGAAAGAGUCUACUCUUCACUUGGUGUUGCGUCUUCGUGGUGGUAUGCAGAUUUUCGUGAAGACAUUGACUGGAAAAACGAUCACGUUGGAAGUCGAGCCGAGUGACACUAUUGAGAAUGUGAAGGCUAAAAUCCAAGAUAAAGAAGGAAUUCCACCCGAUCAACAGCGUCUGAUCUUUGCUGGGAAGCAGCUGGAAGAUGGCCGUACAUUGUCUGAUUACAAUAUCCAGAAAGAGUCUACUCUUCACUUGGUGUUGCGUCUUCGUGGUGGUAUGCAGAUUUUCGUGAAGACAUUGACUGGUAAAACGAUCACGUUGGAAGUCGAGCCGAGUGACACUAUUGAGAAUGUGAAGGCUAAAAUCCAAGAUAAAGAAGGAAUUCCACCCGAUCAACAGCGUCUGAUCUUUGCUGGGAAGCAGCUGGAAGAUGGCCGUACAUUGUCUGAUUACAAUAUCCAGAAAGAGUCUACUCUUCACUUGGUGUUGCGUCUUCGUGGUGGUAUGCAGAUUUUCGUGAAGACAUUGACUGGAAAAACGAUCACGUUGGAAGUCGAGCCGAGUGACACUAUUGAGAAUGUGAAGGCUAAAAUCCAAGAUAAAGAAGGAAUUCCACCCGAUCAACAGCGUCUGAUCUUUGCUGGGAAGCAGCUGGAAGAUGGCCGUACAUUGUCUGAUUACAAUAUCCAGAAAGAGUCUACUCUUCACUUGGUGUUGCGUCUUCGUGGUGGUAUGCAGAUUUUCGUGAAGACAUUGACUGGAAAAACGAUCACGUUGGAAGUCGAGCCGAGUGACACUAUUGAGAAUGUGAAGGCUAAAAUCCAAGAUAAAGAAGGAAUUCCACCCGAUCAACAGCGUCUGAUCUUUGCUGGUAAGCAGCUGGAAGAUGGCCGUACAUUGUCUGAUUACAAUAUCCAGAAAGAGUCUACUCUUCACUUGGUGUUGCGUCUUCGUGGUGGUAUGCAGAUUUUCGUGAAGACAUUGACUGGUAAAACGAUCACGUUGGAAGUCGAGCCGAGUGACACUAUUGAGAAUGUGAAGGCUAAAAUCCAAGAUAAAGAAGGAAUUCCACCCGAUCAACAGCGUCUGAUCUUUGCUGGGAAGCAGCUGGAAGAUGGUCGUACAUUGUCUGAUUACAAUAUCCAGAAAGAGUCUACUCUUCACUUGGUGUUGCGUCUCCGUGGAGGUUAAUUUUAUUUCAUUUCAUUUAACUUAAUAAACUUUUAAUUGAACUUAGUUCUCUACAUGUUUUGUUCUUGAUUCUCUAUGUGUGUGUUGAUACUCUUAUAGGUUAACCGGUUAUGUUGUGGUAAUUGUCUGAAUGCAGUAAGUUGCGAUGUCCUGCCAUAUCAAUUUGUAUCCAUACUUCGUCCUUGCUCUUACGCGUGGUAUGCGUUGUACGCCCUUACUGCGUUGGGUCGCAUUAAGUUCGAGGUUUGUCGUACAUUAUCACCAGCCCGGACUCGUAUGCUGGAGUGUAUGUGCGGAUAUGUCAACUCGCAAUUAUUGUUUGUAACAGGUCUUGCGGGAAUUUUUUUAUGCUCAAGACUCACUGAGUGUAUGUUCUCUUCAUGAUUGUUCAGGUGACAUCUGGAUGAGUCCAGACUACCUUCCUUAGGUCCGCGUAAUCGUUACCGGUGGUUAGAGACUGGGUGACAUAACUAAAGAUAAUUCACAGUAGCCCGGGCGCGUUUAUGUCUUCCUCUGAUUCUAAAUUAGUCUUGUUUAUUAGUCUAUACUUUCCCAAACUAUCUGCUAUGCUUGUUCCUUUCUUUUAUCACCAAUGCGGUUACCACUGAUAACCUAGGAUUUGUUUCGAUAAUUUCGUCUUACUGUGCAAAUCGGGUUUGGGUGAUGGACAAAUAUCGAACCAAGCGUAACGCAAGUCGAGAGAAGGCUAAAGACACGGGACUGUGUGAGCUUAUUUUUCCUAUGAUAAUCGGCCAGACUUUUGACCGGCAUCUUCACUAAAAUCAAGUUUUCAGAGAAAUAUCUUAGCAAGUUCAACGACGUGGCUUAAUAUCGUCUUAAUGGAACUAGCGUGUUUGUUUCCAGAAUCACUUAGGUGCUCUUCGUGUGAUGUAGGUGUCGUCUGUUUCAUUACCCUGUCAAUUUUCCUCAACCUCAUCAAAUAUAAGUGGUUGUUUGCAAUGGGUCGUUAUGCCUAAGUGUCAGUAUAUUCUUAGCUUUUACGGGUAGAGGCUUGGCAUCGCCCGAACCUAGUACCAAUAGCCGUUGUGCGGCAGUUCGAUAACCUGGAAGUAAAGCGGGUGUCUGGUAUGUCCGCGUUUGUUGACAACACUGCUGUUAGUUUAUUCAAUGGUCUGAUUGGCAAUGCUUAUUGGUCGUCCUUUAACGUAUAAACAGAAUUCCAGGUUGUACUGGUUCUUAAUUUUUAGGCUACAAGAAAAUCCCAGUUUUCUUAGACGUGGGGUGUUGAUAUCAGUAUUCCUCUUAGGCUUAAGUAUUAGCUUGAAUUUUUAUUCACGACUAGUAGGAGCUUCUCUAGGUCCAUUUUAUUAUUUUAGUAACUUCAUCUGGCAGUAUCACUGAGCAUCUUACAUGACGGAAAUUUCUCGUUCUGGGACUUAUGUCGAUCUAAAUCCGGAUAAGGGUUGGGAGUGGUGUUCGAAGCCCCAUGUUAGGAAAAGCUGCUACAGAGUUACCAACCAGAGUUGGCGAUCCUUAGAUAAUUCAUGUACCUUUAUUUCUUUUGACACUUCCUCGUCAUUGGAGGCGCUUUGGAUACGUUUGCAUUCAAAGUCUUGAUUCUCCAAGUCCGCCACAGUGAACGUUCUUGAAUUACUUAGUUCGGAUGAAGCCUUAAAUAUUCACUAACUGGGGGAUUCAGAAUACUUAUGUUACCCAUCUCUAUUUUUGGCCUAAGGAUUGGGAAGCAAAAUAAAGACGGCUUGAUGUCAUACACUAAUGCCUUCUAGUUGGUUACUUUCUGAUAUAAUAGCAACAGCCUUAACUUAAAAGCAUAUUUAAAUAUAUGGGGGUUUGAGAAUAUAACGGAAAGGUGAACUGGCGACUUAUUCCGAGACCAUAUUACUAGAACAAUUGAUGGGAUACCUAAAACUAGCUAAGCUGACCAUUAGUUGAUUUUCAGUGUCGUACUAUCGACGUUAAUCGGAUACUGACCCUUUGAUAUCUAGUUUAGAAGCCGAGAAAGUCGCAAGGAACUUGAAGUGUUUAGGAUAACAGUCUUCUAUUUCUCUUGUAGAUUAUGACUGGACUACUGCUUAAGCGUGCUGGUUAGAUGAUAAUAAUUCCAUGCUUUCAAUUGCUGACAACUUAAGUUCAUGAGAAAGGACAUCUAUCACUAUCAGCUUCACUAACAUGGUUUUUAAGCUUCUCUGCUCAUUUGACAUUUGAUUAGAAAAUAGGGAUAGGAAACCUUAAGUAAAUCAGAUAUAUCUCAAGUUUGGCUCGAAAUGUAUCGAUCAAGUAUCUACCAAUCGUCGUCUCAAGACAUAAUGAACAUCAACGGACUAAAGUUAUGUCCGAUUGCGCUGAUCGAGAGGUCUUGUGAUAGCACCUUUUAUUGAAAAGCGUUAAACAAAUAGAUAUAAUCGACGUAGAAAAUGGCAAGUGUAUACAUCAGUUUACAUUACCACAUUUCACCUCAGCAUAAUGAGACGGAAUUCGC